This is a messenger RNA of Helianthus annuus (common sunflower), 563 nucleotides long. Its product is annotated as 28S ribosomal protein S33, mitochondrial. The transcript has 2 exons. The coding region runs from base 14 to 364 and encodes 116 amino acids. Gene Ontology annotation, cellular component: mitochondrion. NCBI's taxonomy places the organism in Eukaryota, Viridiplantae, Streptophyta, Magnoliopsida, Asterales, Asteraceae. The record is from RefSeq and is a predicted model, not a curated record.
AGAUUCAUAAAAGAUGAGCUCGUCAAGCUUAAGAAGCGUGUUGGUUCAAGCAGCUGUUAGAGGAGUGACAGAAGCAAGGGCACGAAUAUUUGGUCAUGUGCUUAAUCCAACUGGUCAAAGAUCAGCCCAUAAGAUUUUACGCAAGAAGUUGAUCGGAGAAAAAGUUGCGUCAUGGUAUCCGGAUGACAUCCAAAAAGAGGACCCUAUGGUUGUGCAACGCAAAGAACAAGAGCGUUUAUCAAAACUUGAAAUGUUGAAGCGUCGUGGCAAGGGACCGCCUAAGAAGGGACAGGGAAAGAAAGCUCAAAAACGUAAUAAAGAAAGCUCAAAGACGGGACAAGGAAAGAAUGCUCAAAAACACUAAGAGUACUCAGAGACUGGACAAGGAAAGAACACUCAAAAACGUAAUAAAGAACGCUCAAAGACGUAAUAAUGCCAGUUUGUUUCAAGUUUCUUCCGACCUACAAAACUAAAAGAUUGUAUAGCAACCGAAGAAGUUAUGCCCAAAAGGAUAUUGACACAUGUUUUACAUUGAUCAGAAAUCAUAAAAACAAAUACAUAUA